Molecule: messenger RNA, 837 nt
Organism: Eurypyga helias (sunbittern)
Lineage: Eukaryota; Metazoa; Chordata; Aves; Eurypygiformes; Eurypygidae
Gene: SH3BGR
Product: SH3 domain binding glutamate-rich protein
Cellular component (GO): cytoplasm
Source: RefSeq, a predicted model, not a curated record
AUGGUGAUCAAAGUCUUUGUAGCCACGUCUUCGGGGUCUACAGCGAUCAAAAAGAAGCAGCAAGAAGUAGUGGGCUUUUUAGAGGCCAACAAGAUUGACUUUCAGCAAAUGGACAUAGCAGGUGAUGAAGACAACCGGAAAUGGAUGAGAGAGAACGUCCCGGGUGAAAAAAAGCCUCAAAACGGAAUUCCCCUCCCUCCACAGAUCUUCAAUGAGGAGCGGUACUGUGGGGAUUUUGAAUCCUUUUUCUCUGCUAAAGAAGAAAAUAUUAUUUAUUCAUUCCUGGGUCUUGCUCCUCCUCCAGGCACAAAGGAGACCGAAAAGUCUGAUGCCACAGACGAAACUGAGGCACACACUGAAGACAAGGCCGAUGACGGGUCUCACGAAGAGGCUGAGUCUGCUCAGUCACCAUCAGAAGAUCAACAGGAAAGCAAGGAAGAAGAUGCAGGAACAGGGGUAUAGAAGAAGAGGAAAAACAGGAACAGGGAGAAGAAGAAAAGGAGGAAGAGGGAGAAGAAAAGGAAGAGGUGGAGGAGCAAGAAGAGUCUUAGUACACUUCCAUAUGAAACAUUCUUUCUUGAACAGGUUUUCAGGAAGCACAAACUGGAGCAGCCCUGCCAGAGAAAACAAAAUACUGUCCUCAAGCAAACCGUCACUACCUUUCAUGCCCGCAGACUUACGAGCAUAUGGAUACGCAUGUGCGAGAGGAGCGCCGGGCUGCAGGCUCCUGUAGAGCACGUGGCUUGGGUGCCAGGCUUUCACGCAAGCCUCGUCUGGAUCCGCGCAGAGCCAGGAAACACCGCGGCAGUCGGUAGGGACAAGACGCGAAGCGGGUAA